Messenger RNA from Passer montanus (Eurasian tree sparrow), 2426 nucleotides. It is a transcript of the gene RGS7, whose product is annotated as regulator of G protein signaling 7. Gene Ontology annotation, biological process: regulation of G protein-coupled receptor signaling pathway; G protein-coupled receptor signaling pathway; intracellular signal transduction. The coding region runs from base 400 to 1887 and encodes 495 amino acids. The transcript is spliced from 19 exons. NCBI's taxonomy places the organism in Eukaryota, Metazoa, Chordata, Aves, Passeriformes, Passeridae. The record is from RefSeq and is a predicted model, not a curated record.
CUGUUUUCGGUGAGGGAGCCUAGUGCGCCGAGGAAGAGGAGGAGAAGGGAGGAAGGAGGAGGAGGAAGGCUGCUGCUGUGUGGCGGAGCGGCGGCAGCACCUUUGACGUGCCCGUUCCCCACGUGACGGCCGCUCCAUUGCGGGGAGGGAGCUGAGCUGCCGCCGCUCCGGCAGAGCACGGCAGAGCCGCAGCCUCGGCGGCGGCAGCGGCGCCUCCGCCCGCAGUGCGUGUGUGUGCGUGUGUGAUGAGCGAUCGCCGCGUCCCUCCGCCCGCCGCCGGCUGACACCCACCGCGCGGGGCGCGCCACGAGCAGCGGGAGCAGCCGGGGAGCCGCGGCCAGCGCGCAGUGACCUUGGCCCAGGAGUGCAACAUCCAAAAGCGGAUCAAAUUUGUGGGACAUGGCACAAGGAAAUAAUUAUGGGCAAAGCAGCAAUGGGGUGGCUGAUGAGUCCCCAAACAUGCUGGUGUACAGAAAGAUGGAAGAUGUCAUAGCCCGCAUGCAAGAUGAGAAAAAUGGGAUUCCUAUUCGGACAGUGAAAAGUUUUCUUUCCAAGAUUCCCAGUGUCUUUUCUGGUUCAGAUAUUGUUCAGUGGUUAACAAAGAACUUAUCGAUAGAAGACCCAGUUGAAGCUCUGCAUUUGGGAACUCUGAUGGCAGCACAUGGCUAUUUCUUUCCAAUCUCAGACCAUGUUCUAACACUGAAGGAUGAUGGCACCUUUUAUCGAUUCCAGACACCCUAUUUUUGGCCAUCAAAUUGUUGGGAGCCGGAAAACACAGACUACGCUGUUUACCUCUGCAAGCGGACAAUGCAAAACAAAGCAAGGCUAGAACUAGCAGACUAUGAAGCUGAGAGUUUGGCCAGGCUACAGCGAGCUUUUGCUCGGAAAUGGGAGUUUAUUUUUAUGCAAGCUGAAGCACAAGCAAAGGUUGACAAGAAGAGAGACAAGAUAGAGAGGAAGAUCCUUGACAGUCAGGAGCGAGCGUUCUGGGAUGUGCACCGUCCGGUGCCUGGCUGUGUAAACACUACUGAAGUGGAUAUAAAAAAAUCAUCAAGAAUGAGAAAUCCACAUAAAACAAGAAAGUCUGUCUAUGGCUUACAAAAUGACAUCCGAAGUCACAGCCCUACACACACGCCAGUGCCAGAGACUAAGCCACCCACAGAAGAUGAACUACACCAAGAGAUUAAGCACUGGCAAAUGCAAUUAGACAGACAUAGAUUAAAAAUGUCAAAAGUUGCAGAGAGUCUACUAGCUUAUACAGAGCAGUAUUUGGAAUAUGAUCCUUUUCUUGUGCCCCCUGAUCCCUCAAACCCUUGGAUAUCAGAUGACACCACUUUCUGGGAACUGGAAGCAAGCAAAGAGCCAGGACAGCAGAGGGUGAAACGAUGGGGAUUUGGCAUGGAUGAAGCUUUGAAAGACCCUGUGGGAAGAGAGCAAUUUCUGAAAUUCUUGGAGUCAGAAUUCAGUUCAGAAAACUUAAGGUUCUGGUUAGCAGUAGAAGACCUGAAGAAGAGGCCAAUCCGUGAAGUUCCUGCUCGCGUCCAAGAAAUCUGGCAAGAAUUUCUUGCUCCAGGUGCACCCAGCGCCAUCAACCUAGAUUCAAAAAGUUAUGACAAAACCACUCAAAAUGUGAAGGAACCUGGGAGAUACACGUUUGAAGAUGCUCAGGAGCACAUUUACAAACUGAUGAAAAGUGAUUCUUAUCCUCGUUUUAUACGAUCCAGUGCCUACCAGGAGCUGCUACAGGCCAAGAAAAAGUUGGAAAACACUCUGGAUCGUCGAACAUCUUUUGAGAAAUUCACACGCAAUGUGGGCAGAAACAUCCCUAUUUUUCCAUGCCAUAAAAACUGUACACCAACACUGAGAGCGAGCACUAACCUGUUAUGAAAAGAGGGGAAAUCGCUCACAUCAAAGAGGUUAACCAGUCUAGUGCAGUCCUACUAAAAGGAUCACCUUGUAGCAUGGAAGCAGACUCAAAUCAUUACACAUACUUUGUAGCUCACUGAUUGCCUGACUCAGAGGACAGUAGAACAAGAUGUUGCAUGAGCAAGGACCUGACUUGUUUUCUUUUGUGUAUACUAAGGCAUUACAGACUCCGAGGGACUCUCUAGCCUUUCGAUGCCUCCAUUUCGAAAACUGUCUGCUCACUUCCUCCUUCAUAUCAAGCUGGAUCUGUGUCUUUUUAUUUUCUGCAAGCUCAAGUACAGUGAAAAAAAAGCUUCUGCUAGGCACAGUUUAUUAAAAAAAUACUUCAAUCAAAAACUGGAAGAAAUGUAAAAAAUUGCAUAUAUUAAUAAAUAUACAUAUGGCAUCACAUUUAUUGCACAAUAAAUUAGCACAGAAGGUUUCAUUUCACUGAUGUAUUCACAUUGAGAAAGAAAGCCUGUGUCUUUGUCUGUUGUCUGUAUAUUCUCUGUUAAUGUUUC